UCGAGUCGACUCGACAUCGGUUGUCUGUUGUUACCGUUGUGUCCUUGUGCGGUUGACGUGUGUGUACGUAUUUGCUCUACCUGUUGAUGUGAGUCACUGUUGUCCGACCGUUUUUGGGCAAAAUCAACACCGAAAAUGUAUUCGGGAACUACCUCUGUCUGUCACGUGCUGCCUGUUGGAUUACUCGCCUCGCAUUAAAGUCUUCACACGGUUAGGUUAGAUGAGGUUUCCGAAUAAAAUGUAAUCGCCCUUCGCCUGUGCAAAAUGCCACUUUUCUUCUACUGGGGUUUUUUCGUCGCCCUCCUAGGUCGGGCGGCCCUAGCAACAAAUAUCCACAUAUGGCCAGAUGUUCCUGAGCUUACCCUGACAUCAGGAGCUGAUCUCACAUUAAAAUGUAUAGGUGACGUGCCUGUCAAAUGGAACCAUUCUCAGUAUGACCCAAAUUUAAAUGUUGAUGUGAGUUCCUCAAUAUCUAUUUCACAAGGCUUGGAAAAUGAUAGCUAUAUUUCUUUAUUAUCGUUAAGCAGAGCCAGUUACUUAGACACGGGAUACUACUACUGUGAUCCGGUAUCUGUAGAUUUAGAAGCCGAGGAAGGAAAUUCUGCAAAAAUAUACUUAUAUAUUCAACACGAAUCACAUUUAUUAGCCGUUCCGGAGGAUUUAGUAGUAUUAUCACAAGACGAAUUUGGUAAUGUCAUCAUACCAUGUCGACCAACAGCACCAGAUGUUAAAGUAACGUUGACCAAAGACGAAGAAGAGUUGUUGUCCGGUGAUGUGUAUAACGGCAUGGAGGUACAUUACGAUAUCAAGUACGGAUAUUUACUUUAUUCCGUGACAGUACUUAGUGGUGGGUUCUACCAAUGUCGCGGCGAGCUCAAAGGCAGAGAAUCUUUCGCAUCCUACCAGCUUAAUAUUAUGUCUAAAGUAGAAAAAGUAGCUAUGCCAUUUAUAAAUAGUAGCAGUGCCCAUUCUGAACAUUUAAUUGUGGGUGAAGAUUUACACUUAAAUUGCUCAAUAAAUAUGGAUAUUGGGAUUUCAUUUACACUACAUUGGAAAGUUCCCGAUGCGAAAAAAAUAGAGAAUGGGCACGUGAUAAUUGGCAAAGAAAAGUUUUUUAGUGGUGUCAAGCAAGGUGUUAGCAAAAGUGUCGGCAGCACAUUACUCACUAUAAAAAAUGUCACUACUGAAGAUGAUGGAAAAUAUGUCUGUGAAGUUACCGUUCACUCUGGCAACAAAAACAGUGCUACAUAUACUCUAAAGGCAUUUACUCCCGAUGUUACUUAUUUGGAUUUAACCGUUCAAGGAGGUGUUUAUCAAAUUAUCCGUAGGGCUGGUUUCCGACGAGUACAGUGGAUAAUUCAAGUAUCUGCCUAUCCAAAACCCACUCUAAUAUGGAGAGAUCCCGAAGGUAAAGAAAUCGGGUUAAACCCGGACAAAAUGUAUGUCGAAAACGAUAAAAGCAUGUCCAAACUAGUCAUAAAAGAUUUACAGCUAUCAGACUCUGGUAUUUAUGAAUUAAUCGCAGAUAACGACGCACACAAGAAGCGAAUUAAUGUUACUCUUUUGGUCGAAGAUAAGCCAAUCGUGCAAAUAAACAACAACACAAUGUUUUAUGAAGUCGGUCAAAUUUAUGUUGUUGAGUGUCUCAUAGCAGGAUAUCCUUUACCUGCUGUCGAAUGGAGUUUUAAAAAUUGUCCAAAUUAUCCUGAAUGUGAAGAUUCUUUUAUGCCAAUGCCCCGAAAUAUGUAUAGAGAAACAUCAACCACAGAGACCUUUCUCAUGUCUGUCGUAAAUAUUACAGCUACUACUACUGGAAUUUUAGUAUGCAAUGCCUCAAAUGACUUUGGAAAUACUCAGCACGAUACCACAUUUUUAGUUACAGAUGUUAACAAAGGUUUGGAAAUCAAAGGACCUAAGACCAUUGUUGAAGGGGACAAUGUUAUGAUUGAAUGUGGUGCAUCCAAAUAUAUGUAUACUAAAAACAUCGAAUGGAUUCAUAGAACAACACCUAAUAACAUAAUGAAACCAAUAAACUUGAAUAAAAAUCAAUAUAUUACGAAAAACGAAACUAAAUACUCAUAUCGUUCAAACUUGACAAUAAAAAAUAUAACAAAUGUAGCUGAUGGAGAGUAUUUAUGCGUGAUUUCUGAACUAGCCAACGUAAGUGUAGUACAGAUAUUGUUUCGGGUUUCAGUACACCGCGCACAAGCUCCUAAAUUCUAUGAUUCGUCCAGUUUGAAUUCGAGCGAUUGGAAAGUAAAAACUGGCAACCCUGUACAAUGGAAAUGCUAUGUAAUCGGUAUGCCACUGCCUACCAUUACAUGGUUCAAGAAUGGUAGUCCUAUUCGUUUAAACAAAAACGAAUCCAGAGUUAUAUUAUUAGACAAAAAUCAAACACUGUUAAUACGUUUUACGGCACUCGAGGACGAAGGUGCUUACAUGUGUAAUGCAUCUAAUAGAAUAGGCAGUGUAACAUCAACCAAUACUUUAACUCUCAUAGACAAACCUCUAGAACAUGAACAUUUUGGCUUUAUCGCAGUUUGUGCCGCUUUAGCUGUACUCGUUGGUUUUUUCAUGAUUUGUUUUGCGACACAUUUGAAAAAAGAAAGAAAAUUAAAACGGGAAUUAGCCCUUGCGGGGUUGUUACAUUUUGAAAAUGGUGCUGUUGAAAGUUGGAACCCUGAUCUGGGUAUCGAAGAGCAGGCGGAACUUUUACCUUAUGACAAACGAUGGGAGUUUCCCAGAGAUAAAAUAAGAUUAGGCAAGCAACUAGGUUCUGGUGCAUUUGGUAUCGUCUACAAAGCCGAAGCAAUUGGCAUUAUCGACGAUAAUACUAGUACUACAGUUGCCGUGAAAAUGGUCAAGCCGAAUACUGAUCCUUCGUACGUGAAAGCUUUGGCGUCUGAACUCAAAAUUAUGAUCCAUCUAGGAAAACACUUGAACGUAGUCAACUUGCUUGGAGCUUAUACUGGAAAUAUAAAUAAAAGGGAGUUAAUGGUAAUUGUUGAGUAUUGUCGCUUUGGAAACAUACACGAUUACUUGUUAAAACAGAGAGACUGUUUUAUCAAUCAAAUUACACCAGAUGGUUACCUCGACUUUGACAUGAAAAUGAUAUCAAAGAAUCCCUAUUAUGUUAAUGUUCCUCAAAAAAAUAAUUCUAUACAAAAAUAUGAAGACAGCGGAACACAGAUUGGUUCCGAUGGAUAUUUAGUGCCAGAUGAAGUUGAACCGGAAUGGCGCUCAAACUAUCGAGGAGAUUAUAAAAAUCUCAACGUAAAACCUACUUGUACGCAUGAUUUAAUAUGUUGGUCGUUUCAAAUAUCCCGAGGAAUGGAGUAUUUGGCUAGUAGAAAAAUUCUACAUGGUGAUUUGGCAACGAGGAACGUUUUGCUGGCCGAAGACAAUAUUGUGAAAAUAUGCGAUUUCGGAUUUGCAAAAACAAUGUACAACGAAGAAAAUUACAAGAAAAAAUCUGCCAAAGAUCUUUUGCCAGUAAAAUGGAUGGCUAUUGAAUCACUCCGCGAUAGAGUUUUCUCUACGCAAUCCGAUGUUUGGGCUUUCGGCAUCGUACUAUGGGAAAUAUUUUCAUUGGCUGUAACACCUUAUCCUAAAAUUCAACAAUUUGAAGUACUUUUUAAUAAACUAGUCGAAGGUUACCGCAUGGAACAGCCCAAAUAUGCUAACUCGGACAUCUACAACAUAAUGUUGGACUGUUGGAAAAUGAAUCCCAUGACUAGACCGUCAUUUGAUGAAUUAGCCGAACGCCUUGGCAAUUUGUUAGAAGAUAGUACAAAGUCUCAUUAUAUGAACCUAAAUGAAGUUUACUUGAGAAUGAAUACCGAAGGUUCACAUUCAACAGACUACCUUAGUAUGUUGACUGCACCGACCUAUUUAAAUUGUUCGCCAGCAUCAGAGAAUAAUUCUCAGAUAAUAUCAGAACACUCGGAAGUCAAAGACGAUUUUGAACUGAAGCCUAUGCUUGAAAAUCCAAUAAAGUAUUCUGGGUUUGUAAACAUAACAAAACCUGCGUCUUUUUCUAACCCUCAUUAUAUUGUUGUGGACAAAUCUGACAAACGACCAUAUUUACAAUCGCCAUGUCCAAGCAUUGUAUGACUCAAUAAGAAAGCCAUAAGGUAUUUGCCAAUGUCAUAAAGCAAGAUGUUGAUGCUGUGAGCGAUAAAUGUUGAGACAUUAAAAUAAAUAAUUUCUGACGAUUGUCAAACGAUUGACUAUUCAGUGAUAUUUGAAAAACAACAAGUAUUUGACAAAUUGUUAUAACUAGUCAACAAAGGGUAACAAUUUGGCUGACUAUGAUCGUGAGUUAUUUAUGAUGUAUUUAUUACACCUAGUUAUAUCAGCUCAGAUAUGCAAACAAUAAUGUAAUUAUAAUGUAUUUGUAUACAAUGUGUGCCAAUAAUGCCAAAAUAGUAAAAUAAUAAUCAAAUUGAAUCUGUUACCCGAAAAUUGUAUAUUCUAUAUUUUAUUUGACUCCCUUGAAAUAUUUAUUUUUAUUAAUUUAUUUUCUUUGUUUUAAAAAGAAUUACUCAUUCCAUCCAUAAAUACAUGUAUUAUAUUUUAGUUUAGACUAGAUUGUAUUCAUGUUCCAUUCGUAAAUCUAGUGAAUUGCUAUAUUUCCAAAUAUUAUAUUGUGUACUGAUAAUUUAUGUAAAAAAAUAUUUAUUAAUUCUUUAUAGUAUGUUAGGUUUUAAUAUUUUUUAUUUUUGUUUUGUUUGUAUAUUAUUAUUAUUUUUCUGAAAUUAUCAAAAGUGAACAAAAGACAAUUUAUAUGUUAUUUUGUAUUAAAUAAAGUAUUUGUAAACUUUU
Adelges cooleyi (spruce gall adelgid) is the source of this 4824-nucleotide messenger RNA. RefSeq names its product vascular endothelial growth factor receptor 1 (gene Pvr). The transcript is spliced from 27 exons. Gene Ontology annotation, biological process: multicellular organism development; cell surface receptor protein tyrosine kinase signaling pathway; protein phosphorylation. Lineage: Eukaryota; Metazoa; Arthropoda; Insecta; Hemiptera; Adelgidae. Gene Ontology annotation, cellular component: signaling receptor complex. The coding region runs from base 265 to 4113 and encodes 1282 amino acids. Gene Ontology annotation, molecular function: ATP binding; transmembrane receptor protein tyrosine kinase activity. The record is from RefSeq and is a predicted model, not a curated record.